AUGGAGAAAUGCAUAUUCUGCAUGCUGUACCAGAAAGGUGCCAAUGUCAUUUACGAGACAGACAAAACCUUUGUGCUAAUGGACAGGUAUCCUCUAUCAAAAGGACAUUUCCUGGUUAUACCAAAGGUGCAUCAUGCCUAUUUCCACGAGUAUAAGCCUGAGGAGCUUUCCGACAUACUCGGCAUAAUCAAUCAUCUUGUCCAAAAGUUCGGCCUCACAAGGUACAAUAUUCUUCAAAACAAUGGGAACCACCAAGGUGUUUUCCAUGUACACUUUCAUCUGAUUCCAUUUGUUUCAGAGAGUGAGAGGUUGAAAAUUGAUUGGAAGACCAUGUCCCCAAGUGAUGAAGAGUAUUCAGAGAUUGUGAGGGAGGCUAGGCUGAAAGCUUCGCCAUGA
This is a messenger RNA of Encephalitozoon hellem ATCC 50504, 396 nucleotides long. RefSeq names its product histidine triad nucleotide-binding protein. The record is from RefSeq and is a predicted model, not a curated record. Gene Ontology annotation, biological process: nucleotide metabolic process. The transcript has a single exon. Gene Ontology annotation, molecular function: catalytic activity. Lineage: Eukaryota; Fungi; Microsporidia; Unikaryonidae. Bases 1 to 396 code for a protein of 131 amino acids.